CUGCCUAUUUCUCAGAUAACCACACGGGUGAAAAGUGCUCAGGCCCGGAAACAAAUGCUUCCUGCGUGGGACGUGAAGUCGCCAUCACCACCGACAGCGGCUCUAACAUUGCAUGGAGGCUGAACUCAAUAAUGUUUGGACUUUGCAUUUCGCCUGAUUUGGCCAACGUAGAGUACCGACAGGAUGUUUUGCUCGGAUUAACCACCCGAAGAAGAAGAACGUCCGCUUCAGUGCUGUGAGCACGUUUUUCAAAGCGAUCCAGACAACUUCCAGAAAGUUCCAAACAGAUAAAAGCCUCGACGAAACCGAGUGUCCCAAGUCAUGGAAAUGUUUGUAAUGCCGAUAGAAAUAGAAGAGUACACGGAGGAGGUACUUUCUGGAACAAAAGAGAUGGAGCUACACCAACUAAACAUGCAGCCUCGAGUUGUUUUACGCCAAAUUACAGCUCCACUAGCAGAUACCGACUGUCCUUCUUCCGACAGCGAUGAUUACGAAUACCGCGACGAUAAGAAAGACGAUGAUUAUUCUGCCGACGAAGAUGACGAAGAUGACGAAAGCGACGAGGAUGAUGACGACCUGGACGAAGACGACAACCUUUCUCCGUGUCCUCGGUGCGGGAAAAUGUGUAAACCGGGAUAUUUGAAGCAGCACAUCAAAAGACACUAUACAAAAAAAGGUGUUUUUGUCUGCUCAGUUUGCGGUAAACAGUUGUCUUCCAUAGAAACUUUAAAACACCACACAAAAACACACUCGGGCGAAAAACCUUUUCUCUGCUCAGUGUGCGGUAAGUGCCUCACGACUAAAGCUAGCUUAAAAAGUCACAUGAGGAAACACACUGGAGAGAGACCUUACGAAUGCUCGGUGUGUAGUAAAAGAUUCAUCUUAACAUCAAGUUUACGACUCCACAUGAGAACGCACACCGGAGAGAAACCUUUUGCCUGUUCGGUUUGCGGUAAACGAUUCGCGUUCAGAAGCGGUAUCAUAAGACACCGAAAAAUGCACCUUGGCGAGAAACCUUUUUACUGCUCAGCUUGCGGUAGAAGUUACACGAGAAAAGAAUAUUUCGAAAACCAUUCUUGUAAAGGGACUGACGGAAAAGCAAAAUUGAAGGGGAACAAUUAAAGGGUACCACGGACUUAAAGGGGAAGUUCAGAAUUUUUGACAUUAGGCUUAGGGUUGUUCCGAUCAUGUUUUUUUGCUCCCGAUCCGAUCCCGAUCAUUUUAGUUUGAGUAUCUGCCGAUCCCGAUAUGUCCCGAUCCGAUUGCUUUUUUUUUUUUUGCUCCCGAUUCAAUUCCAAUCAUUCCCGAUAAUUUUUCCCGAUCAUAUACCUUUUGGCAAUGCAUUAAGAAAAAAAUGAAUAAAACUUGGACGAAUAUAUACAUUCAACAUACAGUACAUAAGUACUGUAUUUGUUUAUUAUGACAAUAAAUCCUCAAGAUAGCAUUUACAUUCCACGGAUCCACGGAUAGAAAGACUUGUAAUUCUUAAAGGAUAAAUAUGACUUUGUAUAUUGCGACUAAAUAUUCUGUAGCCAUUUAACUGUUCUGCCCAAAUGCAUGAAGGGAAGUGCAGCCAUGACUGUGCGUAGUGGUACCAAUUGAUAUAUAUUCUCUGCGUUGGGAAAUAAGAGUGUUUAGAAAAAAAAUCAAUUACUACCUUUCUUCCCCACAUUGCUUCCCACAAUAUUUCUAAUCGUAGGGAGAGGGAUUGUAAGGCUUUAGCCAAUUAAAAAAAGGCUCAAAAGGCUGCCAAAAUACACUCAUUUUACGCUGCCUUUUAGCUCUAUAUAUACUUAAAAUGGCGCCGUUACAGAUUGAAUGCGACAAUGCGUGAGUGGGUCGUGCAGCGCAUGCGUUAAAUAUUUUAACGUGAUAAAUUUUUUAAAAAAUUAAUUAGCGCCAUUAACGGGAUAAAUUUGAUAACCCUACCUUAAGCCUAAACUAAAGACUCUGGAUGAGUGUAACAUAGUAUGUCCGUAACGUUAAAUACAAUUAGAAAACGAUUUAGUUUUUAAAAAUCUAUGUAUUUAAAAAAGGCAUGUCCGAUAUUUUUUUGCCGAUUCCAAUACUUUGAAAAUGACGUGAUCGGACCCGAUCGAUCGGCAUCAUCUCUAAAUUAGGCUUAAUCUUCGCGUUAGUGGGGGUUGAAUUAGUUGAUUUCAACAAAGU
Corythoichthys intestinalis (scribbled pipefish) is the source of this 2169-nucleotide messenger RNA. RefSeq names its product gastrula zinc finger protein XlCGF7.1-like. Gene Ontology annotation, biological process: regulation of DNA-templated transcription. Gene Ontology annotation, molecular function: RNA polymerase II cis-regulatory region sequence-specific DNA binding; DNA-binding transcription factor activity, RNA polymerase II-specific. NCBI's taxonomy places the organism in Eukaryota, Metazoa, Chordata, Actinopteri, Syngnathiformes, Syngnathidae. The coding region runs from base 322 to 1122 and encodes 266 amino acids. The record is from RefSeq and is a predicted model, not a curated record. The transcript is spliced from 4 exons.